GGCGGUGCAGCUUGUGCGACUGGCGGUGAGUUCGGGGGCGUCGUGGUUUUCCUGCCAUGAGAUACAACGCGACGAUCCGAAUGGGAUUCUGGAGGUGCUGGAGACGCCUCCGGAUUCAGGUUCGCCUCUUCCUUGUCAAGUCGUUCAGCAAGUCGGGCCUCAGCAGCGGCACGAGCUUCAGCCAACGCGGUGGCCGCUGCUCCACCCAGAGAUUUGAGCUGAGCCAGUAACCCCACUUCCUCUUCCAGAGGACUCGUCCGUGCUGGUACUGUCGACUGAGGCCCUUCUUAGCUAUCUUUCGCUGUCGCUCCUCUUCGCCCGCAGCAGAGCCAGAAGCUUCGGGUUCGACCAGAGGAGGGAUUGAGGAAGAAGAGCCCGUCACUGGCUUAUCCAGCGGCUUCUUGGUGGUCAUCUCGAGAGCCUUCACUUCACGCGCACGGACAAGCCACGAUGAUUUGCGUUUCCCUAGAGCUGCUCCUGGUGUCGCAGUCGAUACCAGCCCAUUCGAGUUCGCCGCCUCGGUCGGCGCUCGCAUGGACUUGCGGAAUAUCAUCGGCGCCGGUAACGAGGGAAGAGAGGCGAGGCCACCAUCAACAUGGUCAUCGGAGUCCUCAGCCUCCACGACAGAUGGCAGAGUAGUAGAAGAUUGGUUCGGAGUUGGCAAACUCAUUACUUCGCGCGAGGGGCGUUGGGAGAUGACUCAGAGACAGGCUCGAGUUCGAUGGACUUGUCGUUCGUGUGGUUUGGAGAGCGCGAAAGAGGAUCGGACGCGUCUGCCGAAGCGCAGUCACCAACAGAAGCAUCCAACAAAACAGCCUCAGCUGCUAUAACACCUUCCAUGGGAGCGGUAUGGAAUGAGGAACGGCUGCGCUCGGCUUCGUCGUCCUCUGCAAUCAUAGAGAGAUCGUUUCGUUCUGCCACGGCAGGCACGAGCGCAUUUGACGACCCGGAGACCUGGUCCUCGCUGGCAAGUUGGAGAAGCACGUCCCGAUCCACCACGACGUCAAUAUGAUCCAUCGCUUUCGAAUGCGGCGGCGAAGCGACAAGAGAUCCAUGAGAUGUGGAAGAUUGUGAUGCAAAGGGUUUCUCGGCCGUCUGAAGUAGAGCUCGAUGGAAGUUAUUAACAGGAGCUAUGUUCUCCUUCGAUCCAAGCUCAUCCUUGUCCUGUACUCAUGAAUAACGUUCCGGGGGGAAAUUCUGAUGGCACACCUCAAGAGACACCGUUAUUACGGACUUCAGAGUUGUACUGGACACAGGCUUCUUCAUCGGAACUCGCUUACGAGCAGGAGUUUUCACCAGGUCAAUAAGAGGGCUUCUUAAAACCCUUCAGCCAAGUCACCAGCAUAGAGAAACGGGCGAGCUCACUCUUGACGUGGACUCGCGAGGAUGUUGUCUAGAUAGUCGUUGAGGAAAUGGAGACCUUGCUUCUGUAUUUGGCCUUCAAACGCCGGCCGACCAGGAUCGUUGGCCAUAGAAAAGCGAGUGGCAUUGCACCACUCCAGUAGACCGGGGUCAGUCAUGUCCUUGCCGUUGAUGGUUGAAUCGAAGGGAUAACGCGUUGUGGCUUGUUUGUCAGCCAUCACAUGAUCGAAAUGGUAUGCACACGCGUUCGCGGAUCCUCAUCAUGAUGGCUAGACCUUGAGGCUUGAGUGACGUAGACAACAGCACUAACGAUGUCCACGCUGCCCUUCUGUUCUGCUCCUCAACAUGGAGUCCUCUCCCCGUCCCUCUGUGUCUGCCGAUGAAGAUGUUCGAGAGGACGAUGAAGUUAGCGUCACGUCGACCAAGACUGUGGACGAGAACAACAUGAGCGAACGGCAGCUCAGAGACCUGUACGACAGUGAAGAGAUCGAUCGCUUCCUAAGCCUGUUCUCUGCGUAUGUUAAUGAGGUCGAGCUACAAGAGGAAAACGAACCACCUAAUUCUCCGGACUCGUUGUGGAGCAUGGGCACAUCUGCUAUCAGUCUCCUACAACAGGGCAGUCAGCCUUCAGCAGAACCAAAUUUCGUCGACGGCAAUGACAGCUCUGAUCCUGAUGACCCCCAAACACCGGAAGUCAUUGUGCCCUCUACUUUUUCAGAGCGGAUCGCUCAGAACUUCCUUUGUCCUGUCCUGCCGCCUUCGAAAUCAACACCCACUUUCACCCUCGGAAGACUGAGAUUGACUACACAGCGGCUUUAUCUGGCCACCCUUCCUGUAUAUGGCCCGUUCUUGUCUAAUCUAGCACGACUUGCCACCUGGGAAAAUCGAUACGAAAGCUCUCUUUUCUGCUCCAUAUUUUGGCUUUUGUGGUACUACAACCUCCUUCUCCCGGCGUUGUUUUUCCGAAUGUUCUACUCCCUUCUUCGCCGGAAAAUCUUCUCGUAUCCAACUCUUGCUGAACUAAAAGCACAUCGAGAAGAGAUUGAUCGUGCCGAUGAAUUUGGACAAGAAUUCUCUACAAGAUUCUCUGCAUCAUCGUCUUUAGGUCUCAAAGAGCUGUGGCGACUGUUCAAGGUGUUCAAUAAAUCUAAGAAAUCGAAGGCGAAGAAGCUGGCUACGCGCGCUCAGAAUGUCGCAUCGCAAGAGUCGUUGCAAACCCUGGACGAGUCUGGAGAGGCGGCUCCCACCGUCUUGGAUUCCGAUGACCCGAAGGAAAAUGUUGAGAAUGACCUGAAGCGGGUCGGCCUCCAAGUGCUCUCCGAACUUGCCGAUCUACAUGAGCGCAUCAAGAAUAUCUUCAUCUGGCGCCGUCCUGCCUCAUCAAAGAUGUAUGGAUCGAUCAUACUUUUCCUGGCUCUAUUCACCCUCGUGGUGCCUGCCAAGUACAUCGCUAAAACAAUCUACUUUGUCGGUGGAUUUAUGUUCUGGCAUCUAGUGCCAAUCAUAGCUGCUCUGUCUCCAGCGGAUCGGUCCCGGUUGCCUCCUCCUUUCAUGGAUGUUCCCACUGAUGCAGAGUACGCAAUGGACCUCAUCUCCCAGCGUGUAGCUGCCGGUCUUGACGUCCGACCGACCAAGAUCCGUCCAAGAGAUAAGAAGGAACCAAACAACGAAGUUGACCAGGAGGAAAACUUCGAUGCGUACCAGCCUUCGUCUCAAAGAAAGCUGGACUCCAAUUUAAAGAAGCUCGCCCAUCGUGCUGCUGUCGGAAAAGCAUGGAUCCAAGAGGGGAAACGUGCGUUGAGUCCGUCGAGCGAUCAGCCUGGUGCUAGACCUCAUGCAAUCGCUGAUGCGCACACAUUCCCGGCGCAGCACUCCAAUGCACCGGGCUUGAUCACGUUGACUCCCGAUACUCUUUUCUUCACUCCUAUAUUCUCUUCCAACUCUAAGAUCGAAAUACCAGUCUCGGCUUUGAAAGGCGUCAAGAAAAAGAACGGCUUGAUGAAUGCGCUCGCGAUCACGUGGACCGAUGGCAGUGCCGUCGAUAGAGAAGAAAAGUUUAGAUGGCUAACUCCCUCUUCCAAAGACCCAAAAGUCGUGCGUGUCACUGGCGCGUCUUACACGUUCUCUGCCGAUAUCUGCAGCAUCAUGUUCUUCUCACCCGAGCUGCUGGCCAAGCGCGACAGCGGUUUUGGUCUUCUCUGGCUGGCCGCGACAUUGGGGGCCAAGUCGACGUUCAAGAGGCUUCCAAAGCGUUCGGUGCUGACAGCAGACAUCGCUCAGUUGUGCGACUUGAUCGCGGAGCCUUCUGAGCCUUUGGCUCUCAGACUGUCCAGUAAUUUAAUGGUCGGAGUAGCACGUGUUUAUAAAGUGAAACAAGAGAUCUUCUACACCGACGUAACCCACUGCGUCACGUCACUCAAGAAAGUAGUGCAGGAGAUCCAGUCUGCAGCCACAUCCGGAACAUCAAUGCAGAUGGCGCAGCCGACCGCCAAACAUUCAGCGUUGACUCUCUCCAAGGAUCCACGAGCUGCGUUCCUCAUGGACUUCGAUGCUCUCGUUGCGGACUGGGACGAAUUCCUGAACAUCGGGAACGAAGCAGAUGGCGAUGAAGAUUCCGGCGACGAAUUCGAUCCUAAAGCAAAGUCUGGCAAAGCUAAACCGAAAUCAAAACUCAAGGCACAGCCGUUGCCAGCUGAGGACGCCAGGGCUGACAUGUACACUUUGAAGGAGCCUGAUCUCAUCCUUUCCAACUCCUUCGAUCUUUCCUUCCAUGCGAACGGAGGAGAACCUUCUUCGUCACAAUUCGGUGGAGGCUUCGACAUGAACGACGCGUUUUCAGGUGGAGCGGAUAUUCUGGACCUGGGACUAGAUAUCAGUGAUGAACUGGCGAAAGAAUUGGGAGAAGGCUGGGGCACUCUUCCCGAUCAACUGAAUGGCAUGAUGAUUGACGAUCCGUUUCGCAAUAACGAGCUUGACGUGCCGAUGGACAUAGACUUUGGCGUUCAAGACCCUUUUGAUAUACCAUUUGAUCCCACUCCGAGAAACCAGUCGAUGCCACCCGCAACUCCUAGAAAGAGGAAGCAAGGCGACACUGAGCGCAAUAAAGAGAAUCUGCUCCCUUCCAAUUUGAGGCAGACGCCAAACAGGGGACUUUCCAAGAGUCCCGCACCAACAUUUUCGCAGCAGCUGCUAUCGCAGGACAGAGAAGAGUCGCAACUCCCACUGCAAGAUAUCACCGAACAGAACAGGGAGCCAGGCAAUAGGGCAACAAAGAAAGUGAAGAAAACUAGACUUCUGUUAGAUGCUCGCACAGAAUUGACCGACGAGGAACUGAAGCUUGCUCGUGCCGAAUACUUGAAAGGACAAACGAUCCUUCGACGUGAAUUGGAGCAAAAGAAAGCAGAGAAGGAUGGUGCAAAGAUUUUGGAGGAGCUGAUGUGGGGAGUUCCUCGCGGAUUGCAAGCAGAACCGCUCGUGGAAUUCUGGCAGGAGAACUUCAAGGUACAAGUUGAAGCUAGGACGGGUGUCGUAUUCCUCCAUCCGAACGAUGAGCCACCAAGAAAGCGACGCAAGAUCAGAGGUGAAGCUAUACAGGAAGACGCGGACAGCGAUCGGCCAGAGGAUGAAUUGAGGGACCGGGCUCUGGAGUAUGGUGAUUUCAACAUCAAUGAGAUGGGAUUGGAACUGGAUUUGGGUGGAAGCGAUCGUGUCAGCAUCGAUCGAGCGGACAUCCGGAUGAGAGGCAGCUCUCAAAGCCGUAGGGAAAGCUCGCUUAUUCCCAGCCAAACGGGAAGCGUGAUCGACGGACUCGAGUUCUCGCCGAGCGCCGCGAAGAACGCGGACGAUGAUGAGUUCGAUGUGGGCCACCAGGGAGAGAAUUCCAUCGACGAGUCGCAGCGCUCGGAGAUGAACUUGAUCACCUUGGAGAGAAAUUCGUUCAAUUUUCUUGAAUAUGUCCGGAUGCAGCAGCAAGGUCUCCCCGGAACUGCGAAAGAUCUGAGCUUCGACGGGGUCGUGCCUAUGGACACUAGCACCCGCCAUGUAGCGGCAGCGGCCUUUUACCACUGUCUGGGUAAGCCGAUGAUGCCAACCCCUGUUUCUACUGUUCAACACAAGCUACACAGUGCUGGCGACGAAGGAUUUGCUGCAUCUCAAGCAGAAAGAGCCAUACGGACAGCUGUGGAUCACGAUUUGAGGAGAAGAUGGUCGGUUCUCCUUAAAGUACUUGCUGAUAACCCCGAUAUCGAGCUGUCUUCCGUUUCUCUUCGUCUUCUCCUUAGCCGGCGUGCAUAUCGUCGUCUCCCCACCUUCCCUCUCCAUCGCAAUCCGCCCUUCCGAACGCACAUGUCGUCUCCCGCCGUUCUCGCCGCAAAGGCGGCUCUUGCCAGCAUCGAUCUGUCCAACUAUGACCCCGAGCAAUCCCGCCUGAUGGACGAACGAUGUAUCCUGGUCGAUGAGGAUGAUAACGCCAUUGGCGCGAUGGACAAGAAGACGUGGCUUGUUGCACCGAGCGUUUUCCGCGUUCGUGUUCCGCCCUCCGAUGGCAAGCUGCUCUUGCAGCAGCGCGCGACGGAGAAGAUCACGUUCCCGGACAUGUGGACGAACACCUGCUGCUCGCAUCCGCUUGAUGACUUUGAGAUCGAAAAGGUGGAGAAGGAACAGCUGGGAGUGCGUGCUGCGGCCUCGAGGAAGCUGGAACACGAGCUCGGCAUCCCGACGAGCCAAACACCUGUCGACGAAUUCCAAUAUCUCACCCGCAUACACUAUCUUGCUCCAUCCAAUGGAAUGUGGGGCGAACACGAAGUCGAUUACAUUCUCUUCUUCACUGCCGACGUAACUGUCACUCCUAAUCUGAACGAGAUUCGAGACUACAAAUAUGUCGACAAGGCUGAGCUACAAGCAAUGUUCAAGGACGAAUCCAACUCGUUCACACCUUGGUUCAAGCUCAUUGCGCGAGACUUUUUGUUUGGGUGGUGGGAUGAACUGCUCGCUCGGAAGAACGCUGAGGGUUUAGUUGUUGCGAAGAGCCUGGCAGGUGUUGCCGAUGGUUCCAAGGUCUUCAAGAUGUGAGAUGCGAUGAUAUAUGUACAAGUUGGAGCCCAAUCCCGAAUCCCAAGUGCGAAAAUUA
This is a messenger RNA of Mycena citricolor, 6490 nucleotides long. The record is from the annotation of a GenBank genome assembly. Lineage: Eukaryota; Fungi; Basidiomycota; Agaricomycetes; Agaricales; Mycenaceae.